Molecule: messenger RNA, 2724 nt
Organism: Xiphias gladius (swordfish)
Lineage: Eukaryota; Metazoa; Chordata; Actinopteri; Istiophoriformes; Xiphiidae
Product: dihydrolipoyllysine-residue succinyltransferase component of 2-oxoglutarate dehydrogenase complex, mitochondrial-like
Exons: 15
Coding region: 277-1644 (455 amino acids)
Biological process (GO): tricarboxylic acid cycle
Cellular component (GO): oxoglutarate dehydrogenase complex
Molecular function (GO): dihydrolipoyllysine-residue succinyltransferase activity
Source: RefSeq, a predicted model, not a curated record
CCUGUUGUCGUACAAUACAUUUUAGUGUUUUAUCAUGUAGGAAUUCCCCUUUUAUUUCACCCUAUUCACAAUAUUUCUUAGGUUCUCGUUCACGGUGUACGAGUAUGGUUUUUUUUAAUCCAGUCCCAGCUACAACCGCCCGAGACCCUGGCCACCUCCCGGCCAGCCGCAGUGGUUUCCCCCAGCGGGACCGCCCCGGCGCCUGGGAGCAGCGAUCCGCUGUACGCCGCUCCCUCCACGGCUGUCAAACAACAGGCACAGCCGCCAGCUAGCGCAAUGUUUUCACGAUCCCGAUGUGUAUACCGGACGCUUGGCCGGUCCUUGUCCACGGUGAGCCAGGCCAAUAAGGUGCUGGUCCGACAAAGCGUAUCUGGCCUCUCUGUCUGCAGCCGGCUAGUUUACAGGAGUUCUCAGCCAUGUGAGUUUCCAUCAUCAGCAAAUGUGUUCCACAUCAGAUACUUUAAGACCUCUGCUGUUCACAGGGAUGAAGUAAUGACAGUCAAAACUCCUGCAUUCGCAGAAUCUGUUACAGAGGGAGAUGUGAGGUGGGAGAAAGCUGUGGGCGACUCAGUGACAGAAGAUGAGGUGGUGUGUGAAAUUGAGACUGACAAGACCUCGGUACAAGUCCCCGCUCCAGCAGCUGGUGUGAUUGAGGAACUGCUGGUGCCCGAUGGAGGGAAGGUAGAAGGAGGAACGCCCCUCUUCAAGCUCCGGAAAGGAGCUGCUGCUACCAAAGCUGCUCCCUCCCCGGCUGCAGAGGCACCAGCUGCGGCCGCUGCAGCCCCUCCUCCACCUCCACCUCCUCCAGCUUCAAUCCCUACAACCAUGCCUACGGUGCCCCCAGUGCCACAAGAGGUGGCCUCAGCCAAACCUGUUUCUGCUGUUAAGGCCACUGCUGCAGCACCAGCACCAGCACCAGCUGCUCCAACAGCAGGAGGCAGAGGAGAAAACAGGGUAAAGAUGAACCGUAUGAGGUUAAGGAUCGCCCAGAGGCUGAAGGAGGCUCAGAACACCUGCGCCAUGCUGACCACUUUCAACGAGGUGGACAUGAGCAACAUUCAGGAGAUGAGGAAAAUCCAUAAGGAUGCUUUCUUGAAGAGGCACAACAUCAAACUGGGCUUCAUGUCAGCGUUUGUGAAGGCUGCAGCACAUGCUCUGACUGACCAACCGGUUGUCAAUGCAGUUAUUGAUGAUACAACAAAUGAGAUCGUCUACAGGGAUUAUGUGGACAUUAGUGUCGCUGUGGCAACUCCAAAGGGGCUUGUUGUACCGGUGAUCCGUAAUGUUGAGACCAUGAACUUUGCUGACAUUGAGAAAGCCAUUAAUGCACUGGGAGAGAAGGCUCGUAAAAAUGAGCUUGCUGUUGAGGAUAUGGAUGGGGGCACUUUCACCAUCAGCAAUGGUGGUGUGUUCGGCUCCUUGUUUGGUACACCCAUCAUCAACCCGCCGCAAUCUGCCAUCCUGGGCAUGCAUGGCAUCUUCGACCGACCCGUGGCCAUGAAUGGCAAGGUUGAAGUCCGGCCCAUGAUGUAUGUGGCACUGACUUACGACCACCGACUCAUUGACGGCAGAGAAGCUGUCACUUUCUUACGCAAGAUCAAAGCAGUGGUGGAAGAUCCACGAGUGCUGCUUCUUGACAUGUGAUGUUUCUGCCACCACAUUACUCUCAUUUCAUAGUUCAGCUGCAUAAAACAAACUCCACUUCACAAAAAAUGCCCAGGUUGCCCAAAAUCCUACUAAACAACUCUCGGUGUCUUUUUAACUGUUGAGUCACACUGCAGGGGAAUACUAAGGUUGUGUUCCAACACUCAUGGAGUUUAAACACACCGUAUAAUUUGCAGAGAUUAAUUUUAAGUAUCAACAAAGCAAAAAGCUAAAAAGAUUGCUUACCAUCUUCUGUCAGUGAUUGUUUUGCUACAUCUGAUUUUUAGCAGAGAGAUAAGUCAUUACAUGUCUUGGGACAAAAACUGGCAAACUGUUGAAAAAAUGUUGAAGAUAACUCACAUAUGGGUGUUUUAUUAAACCCAUGUGCUCUUCAGAUAGACAUAUGAAGCAGUAGAUAAACACUCACUGCAUCCUUGUGAUGACAGUGAUUAUGAAAUAAAAAUGGCUUUUCCAGGCAACUGCUGGCUGCAGAACUUUCUCCCCUGCUUCUGAGCCACUUUUUCCACAGCCGGGCCAAGCAGAGCUCAGCCAAAUUAGUUCAAGAUGUUUCAAUGUUAACGCAGGACUGAAAGAUUUCUUUGGUUUGCUGCUAGUCACUGUUACUAGCUGGUCUGGAAAAAAAAGGUUCCGCGACCAGAAAACCAGGUUUUUGUAUGGAACGUGUAUAUCAGCGCCAUGCCUUUAAAUCCAUGUCGACUGUCUGAUGAGCAUGUGUUCGGAGGUGACUCAGUUCAGUCAUUCAUGUCCUGUGUUGUUUUGAUGUUUGUUUUAUACCUUUCUCACUGUUGUCAGGCCAUGGAAAUCUAAAAAUGUUGAUCAGAUUGAAAUAAGCUUUUAGUUAAACAGACACAAAUGAAUUCACAGAUUAUUAGCAGAAACUAACAAAACACAAACCAGACACGGUUUGUUUUAACACACACACACACAGUUCGGAGGAAUGUUCAAAACGCACAAUAAGGCACCAAGUUUUUAAGUUAAGCUCCAUGUUGGAAUUUUCGUUGUGUUAUCCUAUAUAUAAAAUACUUGUAUCUAUUUAAAGAAAAAAUUUUAAAGAUGAAA